ACAUUCCUGCACGUAAUGUACGUCCACCGUUCGCUAAUGACCCCGAUUGUACACCCCGUUCCGUGGAAUCGGCCGACUUAUCAGGGCCAGCGAUAUACCGUUUCGCCGCGCAGAAAAAUCGUCAUCCUGCUCUCUCGCGCGAUCUCCGUCUUACCGUUAAUUACAUGUAUACACGGCAUAUGGCAGUAGAGGUAGGGAAAUCAUACACCUCGCCUAAGAGAGAGAUCGUGUAUCUGUUUAUUUGUCAUCGGAGCGGCGCUCGUCAACUCGAUUCGCUCGGAAUCCCAUUCACACUUUCAGACGACUCAAAUGCGCCAGUCGACAUUGUUCUCUCGCUGGCGCAACAUCCGCAACGCGUCAAUUAGUAAGUAUACCUGAGAGAUUUAAAUAUAUCUCUUCCUGUAUUCUCUCUUUUAUGAGAGAGAAUUAUCAUGGAUCAAGACGAAGUUGUGAAGAAUUUGCGAUCAUGUUUGAUAUCGUGCAAAGGUGGUAUCAAAUUAGACAAUUUAAGAGGAGAUUACCGUAUGAUCACAGGAGAUUCACUACCAUUCAAGCAAUUUGGAUAUUCCACCCUAGAAGCUUUUAUACGUAAUAUACCGGAAGUUAUUGUAACAAGAAAAAAUGGAGAACUAUAUGUAGAAGCUACACCUUCCAAGACGACGGCGCAUCUUACAAAAUUGAUUUCAAAACAAAAAGCACGACGAAAAAUACGACCUUCUACCAAAAAAUGGACUCCAUCUCGAUACACCACUAGAGGUUUUUCACCUGGUGCUAAAAACAACAAUAAUUACAAUGGAUUUCAAUCUACUAGAAACAAUUACGUAAACCCUACCUUUACUACAUCAACACCUGGGAGAAGCAAUUUGUAUACAGAAGUUAAUAGACCCAUUUUACCUCUCAUGGAAACAGUAGUACCAUGUCCACCGUUAUUGACUAAUAAUGAGAAAUCAAGUUUUGCUCCAAGUACACCUCCAAUUUCUCCUGUUAAAAGACUGACAAACGACGUGACAAAUCCCAGUGUAACGACUUUGAACCAAAGCGUUAGUAAUUAUAAGACUAUCGAAGAUUUAACGUGCAAAGUAUUAAAUGACAAGAUAGCAGUACCAUCUGUGAUAAAUGUGAAACCAAAGACUGCAGAGUUCAGAUCCUUGCUGAGUGAGAGACUCAAAGUUUCUCCUCCUAGAAAUACUAUUAUGCCUAGAACACCUUUGUCGCCGAUUGCUAGUUAUAAUAACGGUCAUGCGUCUUCGGCUAUUCCAUCGAUUAUUAAUAAAUAUCAGGUCUUGCCACCAGGUCAGGUUUCCGAUCCUAGAAGAGACUUACAAAUUCGUGCCGACACAUUUAAUCUACCACCACCAAUAUACAAGAUGCAUUCGAGAAAGGACAAACAUUCCUCGAAGAUAACCAUCUACGCUAGCGUAAAAGUUGGUGCGCACACGUUUCACACGUAUCCGGAAGACGCAGCAUCCGAGGAAGAAGCCGAGAAGAUUGCAGCGCGCUUGGCUUUGGUGGAUCUCGCCAAAGAAUCCUUGAGCCCCGAGGUAACGACUGUCGACAAGAAAUUGGUGGAGGAACGCAUUCUGAACAUCGUGACCAAACAUCACAGCGGGGUCUUUAUGCAUCUACUACCUGAAUAUUAUUGCGAGCAAUAUAAAGAGGCCCUACCCCACAACUGGCAGAAGAUUAUGGAGGAAUGUGCGAGCAUAAAUCAAGAAAAAGGCGUUGGUGAUUCGAUGAUACUUUGCAGAACUUCGCCAACUUCGAAACGUUCGGAAAAUAAUUCCACCUUAUUCAAGGAUGAGAAUAGCUCCUCGUCGAACGAGAAGGUACAAUUGAACCCAAUUGGACCUGCCGCACCCGGUAAAUUGAUACUACCCAAGACGUCUUCUUCGCAAGUGUACAUCACUUGCGUCAUAAGCACCGCCGAAAUUUGGGUUCGCUUCGAUAAGUAUAACGACAAUUUUGUCGAAAUGAGAAAGAAAAUGACGAAGCAUUUUGAUAAGAAAAAAUCCGUCUCGAUUUCGUCGGCGGAAUGCGUCGUAGGCGAUUUUUACGCUGUUCUCGAGGACAACUAUUGGCACCGAGUUCAAUGUAUAGAUUUUGACUUCGAAACCGAACUUGCCACAGUUUUCUUUAUUGACGAGGGCUAUGACGAACAAUAUAAAUAUGAUGUGCUACAUCCUCUGGACAAAAAGUUCUGCAUGCUUUCAGCUCAAGCGACCAGAGUAGCUCUUCACGGAUUAGAAGAGUUUUGUGAUUACGCCCAGUUAAUUCCGGAGAUUGAAAGUCAUCUCAUGGUCGAGCAACUGUUUCUGGCAAAAGUGCAUAGUACGAAAGUCGACGAAUAUGGUUCAUACACAACAGUGACUUUUUAUGACAUUAGUAAAGAGGAACAAAACGCAAAUGUGAAUCAAAUUCUAAUAGACAAGAUCUUAAAAGAUAUUACGAUCGCAUCCAAUUUACAAGUAGGACAGUUAAUCGAAUUAUAUGUCACGCACAUAGACGAGGACGGAAGGGUCUAUGCGCAGUUAAAUUCAUUCGUGAGAAAUCUGGUAAGCAGCGAGGCCUUGUUGCAAAUAUUAGAAAGCAACACGACGACUUCGUCGGCGAGGGAGAUUACCUUCACGAAAACGUACUUUGCAAAGUGGGAUUUGCAGUUGUAUAGGGCACGAGUGACGAAUAUAACUGACAAUAAAAUAAUAGUAGCUCUGUUAGAUGUCGGUAAAAUCGUCACAAUAUCAAAAAAUGAUCUGUUUUCCAUGGACGAGAUGAGUGUUCUACACUACAUCCCACCGCAGGCGAAGCAGAUCUUUCUGCAUCAUCUCGAUCAAUCCAACGACGAAAGGCUAAUGGCAAGAUUUCACGAACUGGUGUCGGACAUGGAUCUGCUUUUGGCAAGGAUCAUGAAAAGGAGUCAAAGCGGAAUCCCAAUAGUGGAGAUUUUCAAGAGAAUUGGACCGAAUAACAUGCUAGCCUCUAUUAAUACAUCAUUGAUUUACGAUAGCGAAUUAUCGAAAGCGAGCGAAGAUGGUAAUAACAAUGUUAAUAAAUCAUCAAAAAAACGUUUGGAGCGGAGGAAUUCUCGCGCUUUCGAUUUUGUUGGUAAAUUAAAUCCACCCACUAUCUCGGAUAUCGGCGACUAUUUUGACGUUCACGUAACAUUAGCUGCACAUCCAGGACAUUUUAUCGUGCAACCGUUAAAGGAUGCGUCCGAAUUGAAGGCUAUGAUGCUCAAACUGCAAGAAUAUUGCAAUAAAUACGAUGGUUCAUCAUUGGAAACUAUCGGUGAAGGCAAGCUUUAUGCGGGCAAAUUUCAAGAGGAAUGGUAUAGAGUUUAUGUCACCAAUAUUAUCAGCGAUCAUGAGGUAUCCGUAUAUUUCUGCGACUUUGGGGAUGUGACAAUAGUAACACGCAGUAGCUUGCAGCCGUUGAGGAGCGAUUUUUUAAAGCUACCGUAUCAAGCUGUGAAAGCUAAACUUGUCGGAAUAGAAGCCAUGAAUGGCGACUGGACGGUUAAUGAUUGUGUCAAAUUCAAAGAUUUAGUACUCGAUAAGGACUUUGUCUCGGUGGUUGCCGAAUCUAUGUUCGAUCAGCUCUCGCCGGCCAAUGGCACCGUACUGGGCUUACGAUUAAUCGAUGUCAGUACUGAAAGAGACAUAUACAUCGAUAGGUUAUUGGUAGAGGAGAAACGUGCCAAAUAUAUUGAUGGAUUCGAGGAUCUUCCAUCUAGUUAGCUUCUUAUAUUGAUUAAUGAAUUGAGGAAACAAUUUAUUUUCUUUAUCGUCGCGUUAUCGUUAUCCUUUUAUUAUAAUAACAUAAUAUCGCUUUUGCUUGCAAAACCGCGAAUAUUUAAAAAGGUGGUAAUGCGUGAAUAUAUUAUUUUUUUACUUAUUUUUUCUGUAAUUAGACAGCGCGGGCGUGAACAACGUAAAAGGAUAACGCGCGAAUAUUAAAUUUUAUUUAACAUUAUUUGAGUUUGUCUCUGCGAUUACGUAUUUCGUUGUUCGGAGAAAUAAUUUUUUUUCUUUUUAACAUUAGAAGUUACGAUUAUAACGCGAAUAGCGGUGAAGUUUUAUUCGUUUAAAAGUUCUUAUGUUUAUAACAUAGAUAUGUUAUUUUUCCUUCGGCUUCUACUGUUUAUAGUUCUUCCUUAUCAAUUACAUUUUUGUUGUCGCACAGUUAGACAGAUGUAUUGCUGUUGAAGUUAUAAUGUGCGUAAAGUUUACUUAGAAGCCAAGUUUUAUUAAAUAUGUUGUAUAUUUUUGGAAAUAUUAUAUUAUAUAAUAUAUUAUUAUUAUUCAUGUCAAGUAUUCCUUAGCAAAACUAUUACGUUAUGUUCUUUUAAAUUUCUUUGUCGUUGUUUAACUUAGCACGAUUGUUUCAUGUUAUUAAACAGAACAGUAUGAUAUUGUCUAACGACAAAGAUUGGCUGUGUAUAAUUAACUGAAUAUAACGACAUUCCAUACGUAGUAUAUACAUACAUAAUACAUGAUAUACAGAUAUUACACAUGUUUGAAUAUCAUAUGAUUAAUUGCUUCCACUACGUGGUUCUAAAUUGGAAUUAUUUACUUUAUUGCCAUACUAUAAGCGUAUUGUUAGAAAUUCUUGCGAGGUUUAUUUGUAACAGAUAAAUAUUUUUAUUUUUUUAUUUAUCUAAAACUUUGAAGAAAGCAAGAUAGAAUUAUACAACAUAUAAAAUAAAAUUUAUGUACAAUAAU
This is a messenger RNA of Nylanderia fulva, 4718 nucleotides long. RefSeq names its product tudor domain-containing protein 7 tapas (gene tapas). The record is from RefSeq and is a predicted model, not a curated record. Lineage: Eukaryota; Metazoa; Arthropoda; Insecta; Hymenoptera; Formicidae.